AUGGCGGCCGAGGCGUUGCCUCCGCCAGAGGUGAAGCUCUUCAACCGGUGGUCCUUCGAGGACGUCGAGGUCAGCUGAGUUUCGCCCCUCUUCAUUCUGUCUCCUUGAUCGGAUCUCUCCGUUGUAUCUAUAACCGGGAUUUGAUGUUCAUUUGGUCGGGAACUCUUGGGUGCGCGCGUCUCUGUAGACCUUGCUCUCGCUGAUCGAGGGUGUGGUCAUCACUGAUCCUGGACGAAGGGUUCUUCUAUAAUCAUACCUCUGGUCUUCCGUCAGGUUGCUAUGGUAACAAGUGUUCCGAUUUUUUCGGUCGUAAAUGAGAAAUGCAUUAGGGCCUGUUAUUUCUUCGUGCCAGAGAUGUAGUGCGGACGGGAUGGGACUAUGGAAAUGCUUUAUGAAGGAUUUCGUAUGACAGCUUGGGAUACAGCUAUUACACAGCAUUAUUUUUCCCUAUUGGAUGUAACUUUGCUGGUUUAUUUACAGCUAUUAUAAUGUUUUAAUGCUUUUUGUACAUUCCAUGGGUGGGUUUUAGUGCAUUUUUUUUUCCGCAAUGAACUCUUUCAGACUACCUUUUCAACUCUCGGUAAUGAUUAACAGACAGUCGGAUGUGUCGUUUGGCCAUCUAAUUGCAUUCCCUAUUAAUCGGCCGACUCCGAUUUUAAUUCCCGAGUCACUCAUCAUUUCUUGAGUGCGCAGUUAUCUCUUUUUGGCACGUAUAAUUGAAGCCAUCAUGACAUAAUUUCAGUCUGAUGAUGUUGUAGUUGAAAGGGUAUUUACCACGGCCUUACCCUUGAUCAUUGAAAUUGGGUUUUCUACACAAGAUGUGUUUCUAUAUAACCUAUGCAUAUAUCAGAGGAGGUUUUCAAGAUUUUGAGGGUUUUAGUUUUUAUUUUAUAUAUCAUGAGGGUUUAUCUGCUUAACUUGAAUAUUAAACCAUCCCUUAUUUUGGCUUUGGCCUUGAUCGUAUAGAAUUUGGAUCAUAUCUCGUUAAAAAUCAUCAGAGAUAUAGAAAUAGUGCUUAUGACUUCAGAAAAGCCUUCGGUUGAAGAACACGAUAAAUUUUAUGGAUAUACGGUUGAUGGCCUGAUAGGACGCCAAUGUAUCAUUCGCUGUCAAAAAUUCAAAUCUUUCCAUACUUUAUUAAAUGUAUAAUGGCUGUGAUUUUAUACUGUACCAUGCUAAAUCAGUUUUGAAAUACUAAGUGGUAGUUGAUUGUUCUUUAAUUAGAAACAUGAAGUGUACUUGUAUUAAUGCUGCGUACCUUAGUUUCUUGCGUUGCUUUUUAUCCUUGACCGACAUCAUUCCAUUUUUUUGUAGGUCAGUGACAUAUCCUUGGCAGAUUACAUUGCUAUUACCCCUGGGAAGCAUGCUACCUAUGUCCCCCAUACAGCUGGCCGAUACUCUGUCAAGAGGUUCCGUAAGGCUCAGUGCCCCAUUAUCGAGAGGUUGACCAAUUCGCUGAUGAUGCAUGGGCGUAAUAAUGGCAAGAAACUAAUGGCGGUCCGCAUUGUCAAGCAUGCAAUGGAGAUCAUCCAUCUGCUUACCGAUGCCAACCCAAUCCAAAUAAUUGUAGAUGCAAUCAUCAACAGGUAAUCCUUACACAAUCACUGAAAAUUACCCCUUUUUUUGUUGAUUUUAGUGAAGGAUGAUGUUCACAAGUUAAAAUAUCGAAUCAACCCUGCUGUCUCUACUAAAUGACAGCAUCCGUUGACCAUGAAUGUCAUAAUUUGAGAUUUUUUUUUUUUUAUCGAAAGUAAUGCUUGUGUUCUUAUUUUUUAUGGUUCGUGCAUUAGAAGUAAGUGGUCAACUAUUCGAGUUAGUGUUCAUCGUUCAUCCUACAAGUGUGGAAUGCCUGAAUUGGACUAGUAUGCAGAGUCUCAGAAGACUUCUCACCAGACCAGUGCUCUGAGAUAUGAACUCUGGAGAAUGCAAGCCAGGCUUUUCUGGGCGUUCAUAGCCUGUUAACUACCGUCAUAUGUGGUGUUAGGGGAUGAUGGUGAUACUUAUGGAAGUUCCAUGCAUGAAUCGGCAUUUUUAGUAAUACUGCUCUAGUGAUCAGUCUGAAACUCCUGUUUUGUUCAUCUUAGCUGAUAUGUUCUUAUUUUUUCCACCUCCGAGUUUCUAUCUGGGGUCCAAUCUCCUAAACCCUGACGCUCUUUUUUGAUAUCUCCAUCCAUCUUUGAUUAUCAGUGGACCAAGAGAGGAUGCCACCCGAAUCGGCUCGGCUGGAGUUGUACGUCGGCAGGCUGUUGAUAUCUCGCCGCUGAGAAGAGUCAACCAGGCGAUAUACCUCCUGACCACUGGUGCCCGCGAGAGUGCCUUCCGGAACAUAAAGACCAUCGCCGAGUGCCUCGCAGAUGAGCUCAUCAAUGCCGCGAAGGGCUCUUCCAACAGCUACGCCAUCAAGAAGAAGGACGAGGUCGAACGUGUCGCCAAGGCCAACCGUUGA
Spirodela intermedia is the source of this 2446-nucleotide messenger RNA. NCBI's taxonomy places the organism in Eukaryota, Viridiplantae, Streptophyta, Magnoliopsida, Alismatales, Araceae. The record is from the annotation of a GenBank genome assembly.